Messenger RNA from Cetraspora pellucida, 1377 nucleotides. NCBI's taxonomy places the organism in Eukaryota, Fungi, Glomeromycota, Glomeromycetes, Diversisporales, Gigasporaceae. The record is from the annotation of a GenBank genome assembly.
AUGGAUAAUAUUACCACAGACAACAAAACAGUUAGCAAUGAUAAUAAUAUUGACUAUUACAACAAUUUUAUCAUUUUCAAUGUUGUUCACCUAAAUCGUGCCCUUUCAACAACGAUUGUCUUCAUUUGGUCUCUUUAUUUUGUUCUUUCCCGAUCUACUCCAACUCAACAAACUCCUGUAAUAAGAUGUAUUAUGAUAAGCUCACGUGGCAUUGGGAUAAUUUUAUUGUUCAUUUCGAUGGCUUUAGAAAUAGUUGCCAACCUGAUAGCAUUUGCAAAUAGUAAUAAUCUUACUAAUCCUUCACUCGACAUAUUAACUGGUGCUCCCUUAAUCAUUACUUUGGUUUUGUGGAAUUCAGCUUUGGCGCUUAAAGCUGUAUCUUUAUUUAUUGCUCUUACACGUUAUGCGCCACUCACAAAAACUCUUUCAAAAGAACCAAUAAUGUCCAAAUUUCAGUAUUCAUGUUGCAAUUCCUUUAACUUUAUUAGUGGUUUGAUAGUAUAUCCCGUACUUUACGUUGUUAUUCUUCUCGCAAAGUCAAAAUGGGAAGCUGCCUUGACUAUGUCUCAACUUUUCUUUAUGCUCCAACUCAUACUUGCUGAAAUAAUGUUUCUUAUACUAAAUAAGCGUAUGAGUAUUGCGUUGGAUGAAGGUUUGCUAAUGGGAAGAAACGCAAUUCAACAAGUGCGGACACUCCGAUCAAGAAAUUGGUUUAUUAUAGCUUUUGUAUUUGCGGAAAUUUGUUCUUUAUCUAUCUAUAACAUUGACCUCUUGACAAGAAAUAUGAUUCGAACAAAUUUUGCUGCUACUGUAUUUAUUUUUGGAAUAAUGUGCAUAAGUUCUGCACUUGUGUAUGGAGCCAUAACCCUCACUUUGUGCCCUGUAUAUCCACAAUCUCCACUUUCUUGUGAAGGAACACCAACAAAUUCCAUAAUAACUCAUAACAUAACAAGUCACAACCAUGCUUUAAAUAAUUUUACUAAUCAGGCUGUUGAUAAAGAUAAAGAAGAUAAUAAUCGAAUGUCUCAAAUUCAACCCUCAACAUCAUCAAGAACUGGUUUUACCUCAUUUCGUCUAAAGUCUUAUUUUCAAAAAUACAAUUAUUCCGAACCAUUAUCCUUUAUAUUUCCAAAACGAUCAUCACAAAUAUCUUUCGAUCAAAAUCAAAUGAAUAGAGACAAUCUUGAAGAUAAUUCUUGUGCUUCUUCGAUCAAUGAAAGUUCGAAUAAAAGAUAUAGCACAAAUAGUGCCAUAAUCAUUAAUAAAAUUGUUGUUCAUAAACAAGAAAGUUUGGAAAAUACUCAGGAAAUCAAAUAUCUUGAAGGUGUUGUCCUGGCUUCUGACAAGUCGCAUAGAUUUUCCAAUAAUAAUUUAUAA